AUGGCGUCCGUCAUCGUGCAGGCGGUGGUGAUCCUCCUAGACGUCAUCGCCUUCGGCCUAGGCGUGGCUGCCGUGCAAUGCCAGAGCCAGACCACCGUCAGCCCGGACGACACCAAGGAGUACGGCUACCACGUCUACGACUCCGACAUCGCCAUGGGCUACGGCGUCGGCGCACUGCUCCUCCUCGCCGACGCGCAGGUCAUGCUCAUGGUCGCCAGCCGCUGCUUCUGCUGUGGCCGUGGGCUCGAGCCGGGAGGCUCCCGCGCCUGCGCUCUCAUCCCCUUCUUGUUCACAUGGUUCACCGAAGCUGCGUUGGAUCGCUGGGAGCAUCGUCUCUGCCACCACGGACAUGAUUAUCCACUGCACAUGGCUAACCCCAUCCACGGCUUCAUCGCACCAACCAACCAUUGUAGCCUGAUCUAG
Messenger RNA from Miscanthus lutarioriparius, 423 nucleotides. The record is from the annotation of a GenBank genome assembly. NCBI's taxonomy places the organism in Eukaryota, Viridiplantae, Streptophyta, Magnoliopsida, Poales, Poaceae.